Nasonia vitripennis (jewel wasp) is the source of this 14817-nucleotide messenger RNA. RefSeq names its product protein still life, isoform SIF type 1 (gene sif). The record is from RefSeq and is a predicted model, not a curated record. Gene Ontology annotation, biological process: small GTPase-mediated signal transduction; activation of GTPase activity; positive regulation of axonogenesis. NCBI's taxonomy places the organism in Eukaryota, Metazoa, Arthropoda, Insecta, Hymenoptera, Pteromalidae. The transcript is spliced from 30 exons. Gene Ontology annotation, cellular component: membrane; synapse. The coding region runs from base 1540 to 7800 and encodes 2086 amino acids. Gene Ontology annotation, molecular function: protein binding; guanyl-nucleotide exchange factor activity.
ACCUGCCUCCUCAGUCCGCCGUGGGAGCGCCUCCAGGAGUCUGCGGAGCUCCUCCCGCGCGCUCGCUCGCUCUAGCACACAUACACGACGACAGCUUUCGUACGUACAUACGUUUCGCCGCACAUCAGCGAGAGGUAUAACCUCCGUCGUCGCUCGCAACGCAGGAUCGGACUCGUGCGCGCGCGUGUGAGAAGCCAAGAGAGAGAGAGAGAGAGAGAGAGAGAGAGAGUGCAAGAACAGGACUCAAGAAGAAGUCUCCGCAAGGCUGUGCUAUUCAGAGAACGGCCAGGCCGUCGUCAUCCCCCGCGGCGGCGUCUGUGUGUCCGUGUGUGUCCGUGUGCGCAAGCAGCAGCAGCAGAGAAAGGGAGAGAGAGAGAAGGGUGGAUACCAUCUCGCCCACGCAGAAUCUCUCUCUCUCUCGCUCGCUCGCUACGUAACGCAGACUCGCACGUCGUCUCUUCUUCCUCCUCCUUCUGCCCGACAUCGUCGUCGUCGUCCUGACCUAAGGCCUGUUCUACACAGCGCAGGAGGGGCUGUGUGUAUGUUUGUUGUUUCAUCGGCCUCUGUAGUAGUAAUAUAAGCUAUCGGAGCAGCUGUGCGCGCGGGGAAAGUCAGCAGCGGCGGCGGCGGCGGCAUUCGCGGGGGCGCACCGCACCUCUCUCUCUCUCUCUCUCUCUCUCUCUCUCUCUCUCUCAGUAGCAGCAGCAGCAGCAGCAGCAGCAGUAGUUACAUAGACGUGUGUGCGACAAAGUAUACGUAUACUGGUGCUGCGAUGCUCGGCGGAUGAGAGCUGCGCGAGCCGCGCGCCAGCCAGCCAACCCUGCACGUUAUAGAUAUCUCUCUCAGCAGCAGCGACGACGUUGACGCGGACUCGCCAGGGAUGGCCUCCUCACGACCAUGCCAUGGUGAAGCUGCUCGUCGCACGCGGUGGCUGGCGAUGAUGUGACAAUAAAGUUACCUCCUGAUUCUCUGAUCUCGGGGAUCUCGAGUCCCGCAGUGUCAAUCCAGUGCUUCCUGACAACAAAACAAAAAUCAGAAAAAAAAGUAUCAAAUAAACCUCGAAUCAAGUUGAAUAAUAAUAAUAAUAAUAAUAAUAAUAAUAGUGAAUACAAAAAAAAAGAGAGGAGAAAAACCCGGAGAGCGAGGUAGCGGCGGAGGAAACGGCUGCAGCAGGAUUCGACGAAGCGAGAAAGAGUCGGAAGAAGAUAGGAGAGACGGCGCUUGCUCAGCAGCAGCGGGAAAAAAGGAAGACGAAGACGGAGCUGGGAAAAAAGGAAGAGGAAGCGAAGGCGGCGAGGGCGCGCAAGAGUCGGGAACCGCAGUGCCAAAGGUCGAGAGAGCCAAGCCAAAUAUAUACCACGUAGAUAUAUAUACACAUGCGCGUUACGAGCGCGUACACACUGUGUCAAAGAGAGAGACGGAGCGACUGAGAGCAAAGCCAAAGCGAGUAUACCGCUUUAGCGCAGACUGAUAAAGACGCUUCCAGAUUGAAGAGGAAGGGGGUAGUAGAAGAAGUAGAGAAUAUAUAGAGGCUCGAAAAUGGGCAACAAAUUGUCGUGCAGUUGCGCGCCCCUGAUAAAGAAGGGCUACAGAUACGAGGACUCGCCGUGGCAGGCUAACGCCCGGGGCCGUAUGAGCGGCAGCGGCGAGCGCAGGGGCGAAACUGGUCACUUGCUCAGGUGCGGAAGCUUAAGAGAGCGGAAGAGGUUGUGGGCGGAGGUGUUUCACGUGACGAGCGGCGCCGGCAGCGUGAAAUGGCAGCAGGUCUCGGAGGAUCUCGUGCCGGUCAACAUCGCCUGCAUCCAGGACUCGCCCGAGACCAUUUUCCAUAUCACAGCCUACAACUGCCAGGUCGACAAGAUCCUCGACGUCCGACUCGUUCAGCCUGGAACCCGAAUCGGCCAGGCGUCAGAAUGCUUUGUCUACUGGAAGGACACGAUGACAAACGACACUUGGGGACUGAAUUUCACUUGUCCGAUUGAUGCAAAGCAAUUCCGAGAAUGUGUCUCGCCAUCGUUCAAGAUCUCUCGCAAGGCCUCUUCCUCGUACUCCCUGCGGCUGGAGCCGUUAAACAAGCAGAACAAGGUGAAGACGCGGCGAAAGCCACUGUCGACUCCCGCCUCGCCGAGCAGGUCGUCGCGCGAACCCCAGUGCACAUGUAUGACGACUGAACAGUUAAACCGGCUGCGUCAGGAUCCGAGAUACAGGCCCACUUGCGCAGUUUCAUCGACGCUGCCGAGGAUUGCAAGCCGUUCAGCGGAUGCUGAGAUGAAUGCCCGGGACAAGAUCACGACGGCCACCUCGGCGGCUUCCCUUUACGACAACGUCAAUAACACGAAUGCCAGUGGUGGUGCGGCUGGAGGCGGCCCAGGAGGCAAGGUCCUUAAGAACCAGGACUCGCUUAAGCUGAAAGACAAGCAGCAACAGAGCGAGACUUGUCAGACGACGCCCAAGACCACUAACGUGGCUAUCGGCACGGUAAACGUCGGCUCGCAGAUCGACGUGCCAGAGGAGAAAAAUACAGGCCCAUCGCCGAAGAAGCCGGGCAAGUUGGAAAGACAGGACAGUUCAACUCAGCAGAACGGCCCGGAACGCGAAAGCCUCAAAUCUGAGGGUACGCAGGCGGGUGGUAGUCUCGCUAGCAGAUACCACCAUCGUAAGGACCAACUCCACCACACCAAGUCCGCCGACUAUACCGAGCUCGAGAUGCAGAACGGCAAUAUAUUCAAUAUCAACAACAACAAUCAUGGCGGUGGCCGGCGCAACAAGAGCAAGAGCACCGAUGAUAUGCGCAUCGAGAACGCUCAUCAUCAACAGCAACACGGUGGACCUAUGGGUCCACCAGGCCUUGACCAUCAGACCCUCAAACGCAUGCUCAAACCGAUGUCGAGCAUCGACAGUCCGGUCACCUCGCCCGAAAUGACGCGCAAGCGGCACAUUCACCACGGCUAUCAUUAUCACCCGAACAACAACAACCAGAAGUAUGUUAUGUCCGAGGCAGAGAACGACAACUAUACGCUCGCCUAUCCGCCAAGGCAUCCCUACAACAACAAGUUUCAAAACUCAAGGAGCGUGCACGAAAUGGAUCGACAGUAUUCCGGCGGCCGAGGCCGGAUGUACUUAGAUUUGGAACGUAAUCGGUGCACAGGUGACAUGUCGCCGCCUUCGGACAACCUCGUCUUCGAGAACCACUGCUACGCGACGACGCCGAGCUCCUCGAACGGCAAUUCAGACAUGGAGCAGCCCCAGUCCCACUGCCAGUCGCGUCGCUGCAACAGUCAGGCCUAUCACCAUCAGCCCUCCCAAUCACAGGCGCAGCAGCAACAGCAGCAGGGUCCGCAUGCUGCCUCGACGCCAGGUAGUCCGACCAGUAGGCUGCUACUCGAGUACGAGAUGCAUCUCAGAAACACUCUGGCCAAGGGCAUGGACGCCGAGAGCUACAGUCUCCACACGUUCGAGGCGCUGCUCACCCAGAGUAUGGAGAACCUGGAAUUCGCCGAAAAUAUACCACUUAAUGUUCAACGUACACCUCAUGCAUCAAGAAGACGUCCAAGCGCUAACAACAAAUCAUCGACUUUACCUCAAUCUUACCGAUACUGCAAUGAAAGGCAAAAUAGCAAGGACAGGGAUGGCUACUACAGCGACAGGAAUGAGAUCAUUCGCGAGAAGAGAGAACGUGAGCUUGAUCGUGAUCGAGGAUACUUGAGCGACUACAAUUCAAGAUGCGCCAGCUGUAUUGGAGAGUCAGCGAGAGCCCAGUGGUUCCGGCACUCAGAUGGUUGGCAGUCGGGCAGCUCGACCAUGGGCUCGGCAGCCUCGAGCUCGGCGCCUGGCUAUGGCGGCGGUCAUAAGGGACCCUGGGAUUCGCUACCCUCCCUGCGUCACGAGGGUAGUCUCAACGACAGCGGAUACAAGUCCAAUCGCACCGAUUCCCUCGAACACAGAGGCACAUUCGACCGCCAGGACAGCGUGAGGUCGGAUUACAUGUCGGACCGCGAGAGCAGAUACGGAAUUGUACAACAAGCCUCCCUCGAGAGCACCGACUCGAGGCUCUGCUACUUGACGUCUUCGGAGAUGUCGGACGACGACAGGAUGUCGCUGACCACAGCGGUGAGCGACGACGACGACGGCGAGAGCGUCAUGAACUCGCCCUACCGGGGCAAGCAGACCGGCACAGCUGCGGCAUCCUUCAACUGCACUGGUGCAGUACGCAAAGCAGGGUUCCUGAGCGUGAAGAAGUGGCUGCUGCGCAAGAAACACCAGAUCGAGCUUGCGCGUAAGCGCGGCUGGAAGGGUUACUGGGUCUGUCUGAAGGGCACGACGCUCCUCUUCUACCCGUGCGAGUCGCAGGAAAGCAGAGCCGUCGAGACGGCCCCCAAGCAUCUGAUCAUCGUCGAUGGGGCGAUCAUGCAGCCGAUACCCGAACACCCCAAGAGGGAUUACAUAUUCUGCCUCAGCACCGCUUUCGGCGAUGCCUAUCUCUUUCAAGCUCCGUGUCAAGUGGAGCUGGAGAAUUGGGUGAACAGCAUACAUUCGGCGUGCGCGGCGGCUUUCGCCCGACACCGCGGCAAGACUGGCACCCUUCACCUACUCCAGGAAGAGAUAUUCCGCUUGGACAAGACCAUCGACUCGUGUGACAUUUUGCAGGAUCACAAGAUGAGGCAUAUGGCCGACCUGCAGCAGUCCGUCGUCUCGGACGUCGACACGAAGCAGCAGAUAAACAAUCAAAUUAUACAGUACGAGGAGAACCUCGAGCGGCUGCAUUGCGAGCAGUUCCGUCUUAGGUGCUACAUGGCGAGCUUGCAGAGUGGCGAGCUGCCAAAUCCGAAGAGUUUACUCGCCCACGUUUCACGAGCAACGAAGCAGACCCUGAACAAACUGGGCGUGUUUACGGUAUCGUCGUUCCAUGCGUUCAUCUGUGCCCGCAGUCCCUCGCUGCUGAACAACUUGCUGGCAGGUCGCGGCGCGACCAAACGCCGGCCACUGCUGCUCUCACGAUCCAACAGCGGCUCCAGCAGACGCUCGCUACAGAUAUCCUCCAGGGACGAGGAGAAGAACGUCAAAGUCACUGUACCUGAGAAUCAACUUGUGUCGGUAUUCCUGCGGGACGGAAUGACCGUCGAGGAGUUCCUGGUCAGCGCGUGCAGCAGAAAAGGAUUGAACGCGAUGGAGCACUUUGUGCGCGUUAAAAAGCGCCGAGAUAUGGAGGAUCACAACUACUUCGUGCCACACCGGGCUGACCUCAUCGAGACCUACCUACACACGCACGAAGUCGUCGAGGUCUGCGCGAAAAUACUCUACCAAGUGGAGCUGCAGAGGAAUACACUGGAUCAGAUGUGGGGAUUCUCGGUGGAGGCUGAACUCAUUGAAAACGCUGAUCGACAGGACGAGCUAUGCUGUUACGUCAGCAGAGUCGAAGACAAGAGCGUGGCGAUGCAGAACGGCAUAAUCAAGGGCGACGAGAUCAUGGUGAUAAACGGAGCGAUCGUGAGCGACCUGGACAUGAUGUACUUGGAGAGCGUGCUUCAGGAAGAGCAGGCGCUCUGCAUGAUGAUGCGCUCGUCGCGCACCGAGCCACCCGAUCUCAGCGGUAUCAUGAGGGUAACCGACGACAUCAUCGAGAGCCUCGUCUGCCCGCCCCCGCCCACGGAUCCGCCCGUCAUCAGCGAGGAGAUGAUCUCCGGCCUGAUCGUUCCAGCACCGGGUUGGAGCAAGGAGGCUCUACCGGACAUGCUUGGUCCGCACAUGGACGGCAGCAAACAGGCGUCGCGAACCAGCUCCUUCGAGAUCGAGAACCUGCUGAAGACGGCGGAACAGGUGACCGGCAUCUGCCGAUCGCCCGGAGAGACUCGCAAAUCCAGCCCGACCGGAAGCGUGCUAAGCUCGCACUCGCAGGUGAUGACACCCAGCCGACAACUCACCGACGCCGAGAAACUCAAGAAGGUCAUCCUCGAGCUCAUCGAGACGGAACGAACAUACGUAAAGAAUUUAAACAAUUUAUUGGAAAACUAUCUGGAACCUUUGAAGCGCGAGACAUUCUUGUCGAACGCCGAGAUAAAUGCCCUGUUCGGCAACAUCCAGGAAAUUGUGACAUUCCAGCGACAAUUUUUGCAAAAUCUCGAUCACGCAAUCGAAAUCGAGGCGGACUUUAACAACUUCGAGCAUCCUAGUCAAUUUAAGGGUGUCCUGUUUUCCAUUGGAAGUGCCUUCUUAUGUUAUGUAAACCACUUCAAGCUCUACAGUUCAUUCUGUGCUAGCCAUUCGAAGGCCCAAAAAGUCUUACACCCGAACGAAGGAAAUCAAGCAUUGCAAGAGUUCCUACAAGCGCGAAAUCCACGACAGCAGCAUUCAUCUACUUUGGAGUCGUACUUGAUCAAACCAAUCCAGAGAAUAUUGAAAUACCCGUUACUACUUCAGCAAUUACGAAACCUUACUGAUGAACGAAGCGAAGAACAUCUACACUUAAUCGAGGCAUUAAAGGGUAUGGAGAAAGUUGCUGAGCAUAUAAAUGAAAUGCAGAGGAUUCACGAGGAAUACGGCGCUAUCUUUGAUCACUUGUUCCGACAGCAUCAGAAAUCUUGCAAACAGCCAAUUGACCUGAGCCCUGGUGAUCUACUUUAUUACGGCGGUGUCGAAUGGUUGAAUAUCUCGGAUUUCCUUGGCAAAAUCAAGAAGGGUUUGGAAUUGCACGCCAUGUGCUUCGUCUUUAAGUCAGCAGUUGUAUUCCUGUGCAAAGAAAAACUCAGGCAAAAGAAGAAGCUGAUGGGCGGCUCAUCGAAGGCCAAUCUACCAAAGACAAAUGCGGGCGACGUUGAGAUAAUCCGCUACCAGGUGCUUAUUCCCGUGACUGAGGUUCAGGUGCGCUCAAGCUCAGCCAAGGAUAUGGAGUCGCAUUUCCUUUGGGAGCUGAUCCAUCUGCGCAGCCAGCUGCAACGCCGCUCCGAGAAGGUCUACGUACUCUCUAACAGCACUAGCGAAUUCCGCAACUCCUUCCUUAAGACGAUACGCCAGAUCAUCCGAGAAUCAGUGCGCAACAUGAGCAUACCAUCAACCAGGUAUGACUUCAUUAAGUCUCAGGCUCUAAGUAGCCACCAGGCGAUGACGAUUUCCCCACGCAUGACGACGAGCCACGGUGACAAGUCCCAGAACGGUGCUCAGGCGCUGCACGCGGUUCCCACGGUUCCUCCAACGCCGCCCAACCUGCCCACAGGUACACUUUCAAAGAAGUCGUUCAAGAGCCAGACCUUGCACUCAGGUCGACGCAAGUUCUCUCAUUCGAAGCAGACUGUUGACCGCGAGUCAUCCGAGGAUAAGGACAUCGAUGAACAGCAUCAUCAACAGAUCCAACAGCAACAGACUUUCCGAACCAGGAGCAAAACUAUUAGCGAUAGUUCUGGGGAAGUAAAGGUUGAAAUGGACUCCGGCACAAAGUCGGAAGGCGAAGAGGACUCGCAAGCCUAUUUAGGCGAGAAAAAGACGAGUCUGGGUCGUACGCCUAACCACUUAACCUUGAGCACUACCUCAACGAUUUCCGCCGGCAGUACCGGGAGCCAAGCGAAACUGAUACAGUCCUCUCACCACCCGGAGCAUUAUCAGCCGGCCGCUAUUAAAGAGCUUGGUUCACCAGUGUGGAAGCCGCGCGAGUUGCCGUCGCUGGGCGAGGCCACCACGUUACCACGCAAGGGCAAAGCUUCGGCUGCCGAGUUCGCGGACGUGAGCUCGAAGCACAGCGCAUCACGAAAGUCCCUCGUAGAGAUCAACAAUUGCGCGCAACAGUCUAACUUUAAUAAUCACGUCUAAGCUUUUUUAGCCAUGCGAACCGACGACGCAGGCCAGGUUAAGACCAAGAUACAUAAGGCAGAACAGCAACAACUGCCGUUAAAAAUAGUAAUCGAGUAACACUGACGAAUGAGUCAUCGAGACAGUUUGAGAAUAAGAUACAAACGCGAGAGCUGGUCUCGCAGUAAACGAGAGGUAAGCAGCGAUCGAAGCGAAAUGACUCAUCCGAAAGACACUGUGUCACGAAAAUUCUACGACGACUAAGAAAAAAAGAUGAGAAGAAAGAAAGGCAACUAUACUAAACUAGCACGGUUGCUGUCCGUGCUAAACGAAGCCGACGAGCGCUUUGUGAAGCUCCUCGCGCUCUUUACGCAUAUAUAGCUGAACUCGUAAAUAACGUUUCUGGGUCUCCGACCGAGCUGAGCCGUGGUCACGCGAACGUGCAAUUAUAUAGGAAGCACCACUGCUCACAAAACAGGUAAUUGAUACAACGACGAUACGACUGUACAAAAAAGAGAAGCGAACUACGAUGAUCACGGGUUCGCAAUCGCGUCGCCCCGCGGAAAUUGUGCUCGGAGAGGAUUUCAGAGAUUUUCGUUCCGGAUGCGUUUUCCUUCGCGUCCUCCUCGGAUGUUUGAGCCGACGAACGAUAGAACGACAAGCGCGUUUCUUGACGGUUAUAUUAUAUACGAUGUAAUAGUGUUUCGACGCACUAAGUAUCAAGAAUAUUUUUCCUCUCGAUACAUUAAAUAUUAUUGUUAUUAAGUGAAUGAAGAUUGAGGGAAAAAUACACACGCGUUAAGAUUUUUAAAGGCUGAAUGAGAGAGCAUGAGUAGGGAGAAACGAAGGUCUCAAGUGCGUCAAAACCCUUUCAAAUACACAGUAGUUCUUAUUCGUUUUCGAAGAAUACCUCACUCUCCGCAGUUAAACUUUACGUUGGAUACCAUUCACGUUUUACACAUACACACACUCCUUUCGUAAGGUUUUUGUAUUUUUUUAAAACGAGAUUUGCGUCGGCAUAAGAAAAAAAAACAAACGGUGCCAAUUAACGUACGAGGGACUGAGAAUAUAAGUCGAUUUUUUACCCGUGUACGCCCUUCCACGUUUUUUGAGAGGUUGCGUCAUACUUUUACUCGAAUCAUGAAUAUAUGUGCACACCGGAAUCUCACGAUAAUAUACAAUCUUUGGUGGUACAACGUUUUUUCGUCGGUCGUUAUAUAAAGGUUUUUAUACAGGGUGUAUUUCUAUUGUAAGGAAAAAAUUAUAUUGCGCGCUUUAGACAUGCUUCAGAGUAUACGAGUUUGCUUCGUUUGUAUAUGAGAUGCAUACGUGCAUUAUUUAUUCCAUACCGAAAAAGAGUCAUGAACAUGCAUACUUAUACAUACGUAUAUAUAAAAAUAAAUAAAUACGAAGGAAUUGGGGUUUUCGAGAAAAUUUUACGCUUCUAUUGUUUACAGCUAUAAAGUAAUGCACAACCAAGCAUUUUUCUCUCGUUAUGGAGCUAUUAUGUCGAAUUACUUUUCUCGUAUUUUGCCAAAUUUUAUCCGUUUCAAAUAUUCAACUAUUAUGCAUUUCUUAUAUAAAUAUAUAUACGCUAUAAGGCUUAGGUAAAAGUACCCUUUUACAAAUUAAUUCAAAUUCUAACCCACUUGAAAGAAGUUAUAUAAGUGUUUAAAAAUACGACAAACGAAUUAACAAAAGCAAUAUAAUUUCUAUCGCAUUAGAAAACGAAUAUUAUCUGCAACUAUCUAGACCAAAAUAGCAAUGACUUUCUUAGAUAACUAUCGUUAAGAGUUCAUAUAGUUAUGACGUUAAAUUUAAUCUCAAGUAUUAAACAAAAGCGCGAAGCUUUAAAAGAGGAAAAACCACAUAAUAAAUCACCAGAUCGCGAAGCGCACUCGUAUCGCAAAAGGCAACAUCGAACGCCUCCUUUUUCUGCUUGCUACGUUUAUAUACUAAUUUUCACCAUGACUUUGACAUUCGUCGCAAGUAUCGUUGUAUUUUUCCCGGGAUUCCAGUGAUCGAAUAUUGAGUAUAAUACGUUAUUAUACACACCGAGCACCAAUCGCCAAUGGCCCUUUAGCGCAGACAGCAACACGAAAACAAAACAAAAUAAUCAACUCUGUAUAUAAUGUAAUAACGAUUAAUGAAUUUAAAUAUUAAUUUAACCACAAGUGAUUGGGUAAACGGAAUCGAGAUUUAUUGACAAAAAUGAGAUUAAAUAAAAAUUAACGACGACGAGUAAACGACUAAGAUUAUUAUAAAAAUUAUAUAUUACAGAGAUAAGUACGUAAUGCUAGCGGUUAAAAUCAAUUAAAACGCCGGAGCACGCGGCGGGCAAUAGUCGAGGUUUCGUGCGGAUCGUCAUGCAGACACGCGCUCGUCAAGAUGCCUGUCGGGAGCGGGAAAUUUGAAUCGAGCGCGUGUAUCCGUGGUCGCUCAAUGUUUGGUAUGAUAUAAGUACGUAAUAUCGCGGCAACGGCUCUCUGCGUGCGAAGGCGUUUCGAGUUUGCAUGGACGACCGUUUCGACAAGGACACAGAUCGUUCGUGAAAACUCACCAUGCUUCAUGAGCUAGGUUGUCUUCCACGGCUUCGAAGUCCAUGCGAUGAAUCGCGCCGAGCCCGAGUGUCCGAGAGGAUGCAUGGAAUUUUAUUUUUAACAUUGCUUAUUGUAUAAACGAUCUGGGACACUCGGGCUGGACGUCGAGGAAACGUUGGGACGCUCGUGACCUGGGAGUGAACGUCGCCCGCGAAGCGCAGUUAGGAAUACGUUGGCCCGAAUCUAGUCGAAAUGAUGCUUAAUGAAAGUGAGUGAGAGAGAGAGAGAGAGAGAGAGAGAGAGAGAGAGAGCGUGAUUAUGCGUGCGUUAGAGAAAAAAGCGAUUAUUGCGAUGGCGAAUUAAAUGAAACUAUGUCUACUGAUGCGCUGGAGAGGCUGAUAUAAAUGAAAUAAUUCGAUAUUAUGCAACUUUGUUAAUGGAUAAUUAAAGGUUACGAAACUAAACGACGAUAUCGAGGGGUUAUACAAUUUGUGUAAAUUAGACGAGAGAAAGUAUCCAAAUAGAUGAUGAUUACCUACAACCAAAAAAUAUAUUAUAUACAAUUAUACAUAUAUAAAUAUAAAUGAAUAAAAAAAAAUAUAUAUAUAUAUAUAUACAUACUCAAAGUAACGAUGUUAUUAUUAGCGUUUUACGCACGGCAUUGUGUACCACGUAAGUCGUAGGCGAAUCGACCGCAUCGAAUUUGCUUGAAACAUAAAAACGGUAAUUAAAAAAAAAAAUCCUCGAGUUUUAAACGAAUCUUUUUGUUACGUUUCGUAGUUUUAACUUUAAAAUCAUGGGAAGGUUUUGUCGAAGCGUAUUGUACAUUAUUUUUAUAGUGUAUUAAGAAGAACGUAUUGAUUGAAAAUCAGUAUUGUUAUACAUAUAGAUGUAUUAUAGAGUAUUAUAUUUUUAGUAAGUACUUUCUCUUGUGUCCCAUAGACUAUAUCCUGUGUUGUUAGAAAAGAGUUUUAAUACAUAUAGUAAACUAAUGAAGUAAGAAAUUAUGAUUUUUAACUAAACAUUUUAUUGUUAGCGUAUAGUUAUAUUUAAAAGAAACAAAAUGUAUUAUCAUACUAGUCGUUGAAAUCGCCAUACGUUGACAGUCGCAACUCGUGAAGUAAAAAAUAUAGGAGCAGAAGGAUUUCGGUUCGACAGAAUGUUAAUCUCAUUAAUAGUUCGGCAAUUAACAAAUAAAAACCUUGUCACGACAAUCAAGAAUGAAUUUUGGUCGGAAGUAGCAAAAAAUAACUAGAUAAUAAACAAUGUAGAGUUUCCACAAACGUAGGCUUAAAUGGAAAACAGGUUUAAAAGCUAACGAAUUCGCGCAAGGUGCUCGGUCUCUAUUUUCAAGCGUUCGAUGCGAUCGUUUUUGCUAUAGUUAUAUUGUAACGCGCAAGUUUAACGCGCGAACACGAUGAAAUGGUACAAAAAAGCGUAAUGCCGUGCGUAAUGAAGAAAAAAAACACAGGAAGUACAUUAACGAGUCUUGUAAGGUUUGAAGAAGUAAGGCGAGCAUCGACGAAGCGGAGGAGAAAAACGUUUUUAAAUUCAAUCGUAAACGAAUUUUCAAAAAGUAUUUAUACACAAAUGAGAACUUGAUUGAUGAAAUGUUAUUAAAGCGAAAAUAGAGUUUUUAAAUUAUUAUACAUACUAUAUAUAUCGACUAGUUGAGAUUAUACGGGAAGUAAAGUGAAAACGAGAAAUCGAAUUUAGUCCUGCUUCUUUGAAUAGCGUUUGCACACUCGUUUCUGUUACAUGUAUGAAAAACUUAUCGAGAGAAGAACAACUGCACUCUAACGAGUACGUUGGAUAAAGAAUAAUGUGAGCGUGAUUGGGGAUGAGAGGCGACAGUGGCUAGGGCGAAACGUCGACUAUUUCAUUAUUGUACAAACAAUAGUUAUAUAUAGGUAUGAACGAAUUGUUAUAUACGAGCGUCUAUUUAAGAAUAUACUUUAUCGUCGUUACAACAAUUGAAAGAUAAUUUAUGUCGAUUGACCAACAAUACUGAAUAGUGCGUUUUGCGACGAGGCCGCUGUAGCUGCUAAUUCCCGUCGAUCGCGCGACGGUAACGACAAUUGUGUAACUGAAAAUACCGAAAUUCUUUCCAACUCUUGUGUACUAUACGCGCGAUUCAAACUUCCUUUCAAUGUAAGACUAUGCGUUAAAUUUGUGAUGAUUUUAACGACGAUAAAUGAAAAAUUUACAUAAAUAAAUAUGUUAUUGAAUUAGAAAUUUUAAACGACUAUUUGUGCUAAAGAGUAAGCUAAAUGCCGACACAGAGAUUAUUCGAUAUUCUAAGAUGAAAGUGCAUAAAUUUAUUCCAUAUUUUAAAGAAACAAACUAAAAGCAUAAACGGAGUGAGAGAUGAAUUAAGAGAAAAUAAAUUCUGCCGCAGUCGAAACAAGAGCAUGUAUCUAAGGAAAAUAACGAAACCGAAAAACCAAGCCGGGAAUGGAUCAUGAUUAACGGGCAAACGCGUUUUGAUUUCAAGCCUAGGCUCGAUCUCGCUGGUGCUUUUCAAAUUUUUACAGGCUCCAUACGCGCAGAAUCCACUACUUGAGUCACGUCGUGAGAAAGAGAGGAAAAAAGAAAAAAGAAGCAAAACUAAAAUAAAAUAAAUAAAAUAAAAAAUAAAAUAAACCGCUCGCUCCACUUCUCGAGAGCCUGUCAAAUUUACUCGCACGUUUAAUAUCGCGCUUCGUUGUGCACCACUCGAUAUCAUCAUCGAUCGACCAGCUUACACUGAAAAGAUCAAUAUAAUAAGUAUAAAAUAAAAGAAUCAUUAUACGUAAAAACACGAAAAGUCCGAGACGCAUGAGAGAAGAAAAACAACAACAUGAUCUUGACAGGACUCGAGCGAACGCGAGCGAAAGCGCAUAUGUGUGUGUUGUGUGUAUUGUAAUGUGCGCGACUGCGAGAGCGAAGAUUAUAAAUGGACACACGAGGCCAUUAGUGCGUAUAAACAAUGUGGUUUAGAUAAGACAAAUUUUAAGAAAUCUUAACUAGAUGUGAGAAAAACGAGCGAGUAAGUAAUCUCGACUCGAAAAAGUGCGAGCGACACGCGCGCUAAGGAUUCGAUGUUAUAAGCAAGUAUACUUAUACUCAUAAGUCAUCGGUUAAGACUUUGACGGCGAAGAGUCGGCAGGAAAAGUCAGUUGAAUAAAACACACUCACACACCUAAAAAAUACACCUACUUAUCUUAAUGAAAAAAAAAAAAAAACAAGAAUAGUCAACAUGCAGGUAUAAAGUAAACGAUUAUAAGAUGAAAAAAAAACACUGAGGACCUUAUGUUGCUCGAAGUAACUCAUUGCAUUUGUCUAUCUGUAUAAAUUUUAUUGUAUAAAUUCUGUAUGGUGGCAUGGCCCGACGCCUGCUUGGUUCUCCUCAUUAUCUAGUGUAUCUACAUCAAUCAAGAAAUAGCACGUGGACAUAUUUGCCGCAUAUAAAGUGCAUACUCAAACUAUCAACUCUAUAAAAGGCGUGUAGCUGACCGGAUACGGAGAACGCGUCGCGCGUCUCGGCGGCAGGCGUCGGAAAAUCAUAGUUGGCCUAGUACCGAGUUUCAUGUUUUUCUCGCCCCGGAGUUGUAUAAGCGAUUUAUUGAAUUAUAUUGACGUCGAAUUAUUGACAUUCUCCCAUAGGAACAAUUUUAUUGAAUAACGAUGAUAUAGGUGAAUUAAAAAUUUUAAAAAGUAACAUAUAAAAAUAAAACAAAACCAAAGUCUUUAUCGCUACCGUUGAGGGAGAGAAGCGGGACGUGAGGCCGUACAUUAUAACGCAUGUGGUUGACGACACAUUUAAGACGAUAUGUGUAGAACAAAAGUAAGUCGUAAGAGACUUUAAAGGAUUGUUUGUACUUUCCGGAGAGACGUGUAUCAAUUUCCAUUCGGUUGUGUUUACAGUAUAGCGAGGGGAUAUGCGAUAGGCAGUAGAAACAUGUGAGAAGAGAAGAAAAAACACAACAAAACAGCAGAAAAAACGCAAUCGACGUAGAGAGGGUUGGGGCGGAGAUUCAAGAAAGGAGAUAAGCUAGUGACGGCAAUUAUGACGAAAAAAAGAGGCGAGAAACUACGCGUGAUGGCGAAAAUAAUAUGCGAGUAACGAGUCUUUCUAGAAUCUCUUCCUUUGAUUUCUUUCGUAUGUUCUUUCCGAAUAAGUAAGGGAAUAAAAGAGGGUUUUACGAAAUCGAAAACCGAGAUGAAUCCUAUAUAAUAUAAUUCACGAUUAUAUAUAAUUAUAUAUAAAUAUUAUAUACAUAAAGAUGAGGAAAUAAAGAAACCAAGGGUGGCGUGUAAUUUUUGCGUUUUACUUAUGUAUAACAAACCUGAGUAGUCGAAACUCUGCCGAGUCUGUCAUUAAAAUUAUGAUCAUUAUUGUAAACGAUUAUUACGCUGUAUUUCUUGUUAUUGCUCCUCGGUUAGAUGGAGACGUCUGAGUGAGGGAUCCAUUUGUACAAUCAUUGCGUCAUUAAAAUAUGAUUACUAAUUACUGCGA